Molecule: messenger RNA, 2554 nt
Organism: Stegodyphus dumicola
Lineage: Eukaryota; Metazoa; Arthropoda; Arachnida; Araneae; Eresidae
Product: neprilysin-2-like
Biological process (GO): protein processing
Cellular component (GO): plasma membrane
Molecular function (GO): metalloendopeptidase activity
Source: RefSeq, a predicted model, not a curated record
GACUCAAUUCGUUCGCUCAGUGGAAAGGAAGUGGUGAAAGUUUGCCCGCAGAGCGAUUUCCACCGCAGAGAAACAGUCACAGUUAACGAACGGCAUGUCGACUAGCGUGUGCCAUAGCCAGCUGACACUCACAUCGGAGCCGGAAAAGUUCAGAAAUCCUCCAUGGUGGAAUCGUCGAACAAAGUUAGAGAGGACAUUAUGUUUUGUUACAGUAACAUCCCUAUUGAUGCUUUCAGUAAUGGCCGCUGCGCUGGCCGUCUUCGGGUACCUUUACCAAAGAAAUUUAGAUUCCAGACAAGCUAUAUACGUGCCAUCCAACACAGAUCGCCUUGUGUCGUCGCUCAACGUCUCCUUUGCCUCCGAUCUCUGCUUGACACCCGGAUGCGUCAAAGCAGCUGCCGACAUCUUGUCCAAUCUAGAUGACAAGGCGGAUCCUUGCGAUGAUUUCUACCAGUUCGCUUGCGGUGGCUGGCUAGAUAGGCACGCCAUUUCGGAGGAUAGAUCAUCCGUUUCUGUUUUUUCUGAAGUUCAAGACGAUCUCAAUCUUAAACUUAGAGUUCUGCUCGAGAAGAAAGUGACAGGAACAGAACCAGAUUUCAUUCACAUGAUAAAAGGAAUGUACGACUCUUGCCUGGAUCUCAAAAGCAUCGAGAAAUCGGGCAGCGAACCUCUGAAGAAAGCUUUGAAAGAUCUCGGGGGCUGGCCUGUUGUAGAAGGAGAAAAAUGGGAUGAAGCCUCUUUCGACUGGAUUGAUACCCUUAUUCGUUUCCGUCAGCUUGGCUACAGUCACGAUAUCCUGAUAGACUUGUCUGUAACAGCGGACUACAGGAACAACACGGCUCACAUCAUAGAACUGGACCAGACAUCAUUAGGAAUGCCAGAUCGUACCUAUUUAAUGCGGGGAUUAAAUGAUUCUUCUACAGCUGCUUACUUCAAAUUGAUGGUGAAAGCAGCCAAUCAGCUGGGUGCAGAUGAAAGUACAUCAGAGGAAGAACUUCGAAAAGCCCUUGAUUUCGAAAUCAUGCUCGCCAAUUUUUCUCUGCCACGUGAGGAAAGACGGAAUAUGAGUAGCAUGUACAACAAGUACACCGUUAAGAAGCUUAUGGAGGAGGUACCACAGAUUGACUGGCUGAAAUAUUUCAAUGGACUACUGAACAAUGAAAUCACAGAAAACGAAACCUUGAUUAUUAAUGUGCCAAAAUUUGUCAUCAAGUUCGCUGAAUACAUCACAAAAGUCGAUAAAAGGGUGGUGGCCAAUUACAUGAUGUGGAGGGUUGCCGGCCAGUCCUUGUCUAUAUUAUCGAAGGACUGGAGGACUCUGGCUCAAGAAUAUAGCUCAGUAAUCACAGGAAAAAGCCAGGAAGAGCCUCGGUGGGAACAAUGCCUCUCAUCUCUUAGUGGAAGCUUAGGAGUUGCUCUCAGUUCCUAUUACGUGAAACAUUACUUCAGAGAAGACAGCAAAGAUGCGGCAUUAGAACUAGUUGAAUAUAUUCACAAAGAGUUUUUAAAUAUCCUAGCCAACAUAGAUUGGAUGGACACAGAAACUAAAAAACAAGCCAAAGAAAAGGCUAAUGCCAUAACACCAUAUAUUGGAUACCCAAAAGAGCUUCUGAAUGAUACUUACGUUUCCGAUCUGUAUACAAACUUAACGCUUAGCAACGAAAGCUAUUUCGAAAACAUAAUGAAGGUGCGUAGGUGGUCAACUGAUUACUCUUUUUCCCGGCUUCGGAAACCGAACAUUAAAGGAGAAUGGAAGAAGCACGCAAGGGCUGCUGUUGUCAAUGCCUUUUAUAAUUCACUGGAGAACAGCAUUGAAUUUCCUGCAGGAAUUUUACAACACUCUUUCUUCAACAAGGAUCGACCACACUACCUAAACUUUGGAGCCAUUGGUUAUGUUAUUGGUCACGAAAUCACGCACGGAUUUGACGAUAGAGGUCGGCAGUUUGAUAAAGAUGGCAAUAAUGUGAACUGGUGGGAUCAAAAAACAGAUGAACUCUUCAAGAAAAAAGCCCAGUGUAUUAUAGAUCAGUAUAGUAAUUAUACAGCUGAAAAUGGAAUGCAGGUAAACGGCAUCAACACUCAAGGAGAAAAUAUAGCUGACAACGGAGGAUUGAAAGAAGCUUAUCUGGCCUAUCACUCUUGGGUAAAAGACCAUGGAAAAGAACCAAAGCUGCCAGGAUUGAAAUAUACACCGAGUCAAUUGUUUUGGAUAAGUGCAGCUAAUGUCUGGUGUGGGAAAUACAGACCAGAAAUUCUGAAGUUAAGAAUUAUCUCUGGAUCGCAUAGCCCUCCCCAGUUUAGAGUGAUAGGACCAAUGUCUAACCUACCAGAGUUUGCCAAAGAAUUUCAGUGCUCAUCAGAUUCUCCAAUGAGUCGGAAAAACAAGUGCCAAGUUUGGUAGCAAAGCCAAAUGAACAAAUCUCUAUUUCAGAAAGCUUUUACUGGUAUAAUUUAUUAUUGGUGCAAGUGUGGCACAGGUAUUGCAUGUAAAAUUUCGAAGCACAGUUGUACAGUCAUUCUUUUUCUUUUAAUAAAAUAUUUAAUUCAUUUUUUA